Molecule: messenger RNA, 874 nt
Organism: Gymnogyps californianus (California condor)
Lineage: Eukaryota; Metazoa; Chordata; Aves; Accipitriformes; Cathartidae
Gene: NDUFAF2
Product: NADH:ubiquinone oxidoreductase complex assembly factor 2
Exons: 4
Coding region: 1-516 (171 amino acids)
Biological process (GO): mitochondrial respiratory chain complex I assembly
Cellular component (GO): membrane
Source: RefSeq, a predicted model, not a curated record
AUGAGCCGGCCCUGGCAGGCGCUGCGCGCCCUGCGCCUCCGGUUCUUCGGGCCCGCCAAGGAGCUGGUGGGCACCGACCAGUUCGGGAACAAGUACUACCGGGUGCCCAAGCACGAGACCCGCGCAGGGCAGAUUAUACCAGAAAGAAGAUUUGUAGAAGCAAUAAAUCGUCAAGCAUAUCAGUAUGAAAUGGGUGACUUUCCAACAGAAUGGGAAGCAUGGAUAAGAAAAAAAAGAAAGGAUCCACCCACCAUUGAGGAGAUUCUUAAGAAUGAAAAUUAUAGAGAAGAGAUGAAACAGAAAAUCAAAGAUGUAUCCGAAAAGGAUAAGUUGCUUCAGGCCAAGGAAUACAAGGAGGGACUUGUUGCUGAACCAGCUCGUACUCAUGUUAAAGGCCACGCAUCUGCCCCUUACUAUGGAAAGAGCGAGCCUUCGCAAGAUCCAACGAGCACUGCCAAUACCUUUCAGCCAGGCUCCUGGAUGCCGCCAGGCAGCGGUAGUAGUCAUAAUAAAUAAACAAUUGUAAUGUACAAAUAUUGCUAAUGGAUAAAUAUUUUAACAGACAACAUAAACAGCUGUUAUAUAGGAGUGUGCAAUAAAGUAAUAUUAAAGCAGUUUCAUUUAUUUUUGCAGAACUGUUCAGAUAGGCUUAAUUAUGACAAACUACUGUAAAAUGUUUGCGUUUAGUGAAAAGUGAGAUGUGUUACUAUGUAAGUUUGUUUUCAACAGUUGCUGUUCAUCAGUUACUUUUGAAAUCAUAGGUAGAAGGUCUUGUAGCUAACUUAAUUUUCUUAAAUAAUUCUAAAUUGGUUUUUCCUUGCAGACUCAUUUAUUUUUAAAAGUUUUUGAUGUAAUAAAUUUUAGUUAAGAGGCA